UGUGUAGGGGGUGCCUGUGUGCGCUUAUAUAUACAUGCGUUUGUGGAUGUAUGUGUAUAUGUAUGCAUGUGCGCACGGAUAAAUAAUAUGUUAUAUCAUAUGCGCUAUAUACCUCUACAAAAAUGUGAUUUUCAUUGCUGGAACGUACUUUUCGAUCAAUUUGCUUGACCAGAGUUGAGUUCGGGUAAAAUAACCACAAAACAAUCGAAACUAAUUGUUGAUAACCAAAUGUGAAAUGUCAAAGGUUAGAGAAGAUUUCGAACUAAAACGAGGCUCAGGGUAAGAAAAGAAACAUGGCUGCUGGGCGUUCAUAUCCAUUCGGAUUUGUAAAUCAACACAACAGCUCCAUUAAUUCUGCCUCAUCAACGAAUUUUGCUUACGGGCUUCCAAGUGGCCCAGCUCUGCCUAGUGCAUCAGCCAUACCUCCACAGCCUCCGCCCAGACCAAAUCGGACGCAAGGCAGCAGUUUACCAUCUUACCGCAGCAGUCCAUUUGGUUCUUAUGGUUUAUAUAACAACAAUAGUUAUGGUGGCAAUCCCUACAUGCCUUACCAUUCCAAUUAUGGUAUGAACUAUGGUUACAGUGGGUUUGGCACUUCAAAUAGUGUCAUUGAUGACUACAACAGCUUGUACCGACAAGUGGAGGGGAGUUCACGGCAGGCAUUCCAGUCAGUUGAAAGUAUUGUUCAGGCCUUUACCUCAGUUAGUAUGAUGUUGGAUUCCACAUUCCAGGCCUUGUAUAGUUCUUUCAGAGCUGUAGUAGGUGUAGCUGACAAUCUUUCUCGUCUCCGUUCUCAGUUAUACAGCAUUCUGUCAGCUUUGGCCAUCAUGCGAACUCUGAAGUACAUCAUUCGUAAAAUACUUGAGGUGUUCAGAUUGCGACCAAAGGGCCAUGCAGCAGCAGCUUGGCAAGAAGCUUCAGUUGGUUUAUUACCCCAGCAAUCAAUUUUUCCUGCUGAUUCAAAAGGGCUCAGUUCUUGGCCCAUUUUAAUGUUUUUUGGAAUCAUAGUUGGUGCUCCAUGGUUGAUUUGGAAAUUAAUCUCUGCAAAGCUUCCUGGCUGGGUAACAGGUGAUGAUGACCAUUAUGUGUCCUAUGGCCUCUAUAACUUUGUUGCUGAAAGUAAUGAUGAAUUAUCAUUCAAUGCAGGCCAGAAGAUUAUCAUUGCACCUAAAGAUGAACAACCACGACUGAAAGGCUGGAUUUUGGCUUCUGUUGACGGCAAAAAAAUUGGCUUAGUUCCUGCAAAUUACAUCAAAGAACCUGUACGGUGUACUGGACGAAAGAAUAUUUUGGUUGAAAACACAAUUAACCCUGUGCCAUCACGCUCAUUUAGCUGUCCUACUGACUCUCAAGAAAAUUAUGGUAAAACAGUGUCGGACAAAAAUAUGGAAGAUAUAUUUGAGUCGUGUCACUCUGCACCAACAGUCACUUGAAAUAUUUGAUUAUUUGCUAGGAUUGUUGUGUAAUUAAUAUUUUAAUUCCUUGUAUAUAAAUGUUUGAAAGAGAGAGAGAGAGAAAGAAAGAGUGAGAGAGAGAGAGAUGCAAUAUAUUUAGUCAUUGUGACUGGUGAUUAUGAUAUAGACUAAGAGUUGGGAGCUAGUGUGUCAGCUUCUGGACUGAGGAAUAUGCAGUUAAUGCCAGUUGCAGUAAAACAGGGCUCUCAUAGACCUUUUAAAGUAUCUACCUUGCUCUCAAAAUGAAUGUUUUGAGAUAAUGUAUUGAAACACAAAAAUCAAUGAUUAAAUAUACUGCCCGUCCUGCAAUGUGAAUACCACUGAGAAGUGAGUUAAAGCACUGUUAAAUUAACAAUUGUUUGUCACUGUUUGAAUCUCUUGAGAUGGAUGAUUCAUUCGCACCUCAGUGUGUCACAGCUAUCUAAUAUUUAUGGUUUCCCUUAAAUGUAUUUCUUACAGUUUCUAAAAAAAUACCAGUAAACCAAUAAUUACAUAUACAACAGCAAUUUUAAAGAAUUGUUUUUAUAUUUAUAAGAAAAAACUAAAUUAUCUAAAAGGUGAAGGAUUUUUGUUAAAAGAAAAUGGAAAUACAAAUUCUGAGUUAUACCAUU
This is a messenger RNA of Octopus sinensis (East Asian common octopus), 2065 nucleotides long. Its product is annotated as peroxisomal membrane protein PEX13. The transcript has 5 exons. The record is from RefSeq and is a predicted model, not a curated record. NCBI's taxonomy places the organism in Eukaryota, Metazoa, Mollusca, Cephalopoda, Octopoda, Octopodidae. Gene Ontology annotation, molecular function: protein binding. Gene Ontology annotation, cellular component: peroxisome; peroxisomal importomer complex; peroxisomal membrane. Gene Ontology annotation, biological process: protein import into peroxisome matrix, docking. Bases 294 to 1433 code for a protein of 379 amino acids.